Messenger RNA from Rosa rugosa (rugosa rose), 2370 nucleotides. RefSeq lists its product as uncharacterized. Bases 58 to 2046 code for a protein of 662 amino acids. The transcript has 9 exons. NCBI's taxonomy places the organism in Eukaryota, Viridiplantae, Streptophyta, Magnoliopsida, Rosales, Rosaceae. The record is from RefSeq and is a predicted model, not a curated record. Gene Ontology annotation, molecular function: protein binding.
CACACCCAUUCCAUUUCGCGCUUCUUCUUCUUCUUCUCCACACAGUUCAUCGUUUCAAUGGCAUCAACCAAACGCGAAGCUCCCACUGAAGACGAACCAGAGCCCUCGAAGAAGCCCAAGCUCCAGCAGCGCGUGGUUCUCAAUCGCGUCGAUUGCGACCUAGAUUUCAACAUUGAAGGCAAUGGGCUUCGAGGUUCUUCGCUCUACGAGCAAGGAUUUGCGUAUUGCUGGUCCGGUGCUAGAGCCAAUGUGGGAAUUACUGGCGGGAAAUACUGUUUCGGCUGCAAAGUGACGUCGUUUCAUCCUGUUGAGAUGGAGGACACGGCGCCGGAGCAGCGGAAUCUUUGCCGGGUUGGGAUUUCCAGAGGGGGUGAUGUGGUGGGAGGCCUUGGGGAGACAAAGCUGAGCUUUGGGUAUGGUGCGACAGGGAAGUUUUCGAAUGCGAGUAGGUUUUCGGACUACGGUGAGAAGUUUGGGCUUGGGGAUGUGAUUGUUUGUGCUGUGAAUCUUGAAGAGAAGCCACUGGCUUGCAUUGGUUUUUCGAAGAAUGGGAAGAGUUUGGGUACGGCGGUGAGGUUCAAUGCUGGGGAUUUGGGUCUUGGGGUGGGGGAGGGUGAAGUGAAGAAUUUGCAUUGGGAAUGUGGGGUGUUCCCUCAUGUGCUGUUGAAAAAUGUGGGGGUGGAGUUGAUGUUUAGUGUUGAAGAUGGACUUGUUCCUGAAGAGGGUUUUAAGCCUUGGGAAUGUGCUCUUGAGGAUGGAAAUUCUGUUAUGGGACCGUCUGUUUGUGAACCGAAGCUUUGUGAAGUGAUGAUGAUGGUGGGUUUGCCUGCCUCGGGCAAAACAACUUGGGCAGAGAAAUGGGUGAAAGAGCACCCUGAGAAGCGUUAUGUUGUGCUUGGGACGAAUGCGGUUCUAGACCAAAUGAAGGUGCCAGGGCUCUUGCGGAAGCAGAAUUAUGGCGAACGAUUUGAACGUCUGAUGAGUAGAGCCACUGAAAUUUUUAAUACUCUUUUAUCCAGAGCAGCCACCACUCCUCGCAAUUACAUUCUUGAUCAGACAAAUGUAUACAAGAAGGCUCGUAAACGUAAACUUUUGCCAUUCAAACUGUUCAAGAAGAUUGCUGUUGUGGUGUUUCCAAGCCCUGAAGAGAUGAAGGCUCGUUCUAUGAAGAGAUUCAGAGAAAUGGGAAAGGAGGUACCUGCUGAUGCAGUGAAUGAAAUGUUGGCCAAUUAUGUUUUACCUGUCAGCAGGGAUGUGCCUUGUUCAGAUGAGCUUUUUGAUGAGGUUAUGUUUGUAGAACUCAACAGAGAAGAAUCACAGAGACAUUUGGAUGAGAUGAAGCACGAACUUGCACAUAAAUCUAAUUUGAAAACGAAUACAUCUUCACCAUAUUCCUGCGGAAACUCAAUUCAGUCUUAUCGUUGUUCACCAAGUUAUGGGGUGAGUCCUGUGCGGCCAUGUCCCUCUCCUUCACCACAAUAUCAAGGAGUUUCAGCAGUCAACACUGGAAAUUGGAAUAGCUCUUACUCAUCUGUUCCUCCACCUUACUAUCAGUCGCAUAUGCCCAACCAAGUGAAUUCAUAUCGGACCCAUCAGGGAGCUGUGCCAGUUGGGACUGCAGGACCAUAUCAAGGCAAUCAACCUCCACCUAUACCUAGAGCAAUUACCCAUCAAGGAACUUGUUCUGGCUACUCCAGCAGUUAUAAUGCCAAUCCUACAAGUGGUACAGCCCCUUGCAAUAGUUACGGAGCAGGUUAUGGUGCUGCCACUAACCCCUAUCCUAGUCCGGCAGUUCAACCCUCUCUAGUAGGAGGUGCAAUGGCUUCAUUCACAGGCAGUGCCCCCGGAUGUUAUGGUGGUGCUGGGUACUCCAGUCAUGCUGCUCCUCAGGCUCCAAGAGCACCUGCAUUUCAUCCUAGUCCUUACCCACCUGCAUAUGGAGGUUCACCAUACGGAACUCCGCCUCCUAGACCUCAAUCUGGAAGUUUUCCUGCAAACACACCUUAUCCUGACGGGUAUGCCCCUCCUGGUUCCGGGUACUACUGACUUCUGUGGACUGACAAACAUGCUUUUGAAAGGAGAAAGAGUCGAAGAAUACCAGGUGUCAUGAACUGCGGUUGCCUAUUGUAAAUAUGUUCAUGAUCUGGUAAAUGAGAUAGUAUGAUCCUUUCUCCUUGUUUUUCUUCUGGGAUAUCAGCAAAUUUACUAUCCUAGUAUAGCCGUAUAGGAGAGGAAGGACGGACUUGAACCAUUUGUACCUAGUUCAACUGGGGCUGUAUAUAUGAUGGCAUUUGGUUCAUUUUCACUUUUUGAUGUACGACUCUUCUUCGAUCAUUAACAAUCAACAAAACAAUCAUGUUAUAAUUGCUA